AAGCAGGCAUACGGAAGGCGCUGGUGGAUGGCUUGCACCGCUGUGCUGGAAAACCUCUUCUUCUCGGCGGUGCUCCUGGGCUGGGCCUCCCUGCUGAUCAUGCUCAAGAAAGAAGGCUUCUAUUCCAGCCUGUGUCCAGGUGUGCGACUAGGCAUUCAUAGCCCGAGACUGACUGCUCGUGACAAUGUUCAGUCUGGAGUAUGAUGUAGACUCUUAGAAGUUCCGCGCCCACCGCGUGCAGCGCUGACCUGCAUCACCAGCACACGGGAGUCCUUAAUGAGAUCAAGCAGAGCCGCACAAACUGGAGUGUGAAAGCGAAGGCCAUGUGCUCUUGUCCUUUCCGAGACCUUGGAGUCUGCGGUUCUGCAAAUCAGCCAUUUCUACAGUUAGCAGCCGUGUUUCCUCCAGAACGGGCCUUUCUGGAGGGUUCGUCUCUGCUCUCCUUGGCAGUCACCCUGGCCUUGUGUAAACGGAUCCAAACCUGCUGAGAACAGGACCAAUACCACCCAAGAUGAACAGCGCCAGUGGCCAACCUGUGACCAGCAGGACAAGAUGCUCAAUCUGGGCUUCACCAUCGGCUCCUUCCUGCUGAGCGCCACCACGCUGCCUCUGGGGAUCCUCAUGGACCGCUUUGGGCCCAGGCCCCUGCGCUUGGUGGGCAGCGCCUCCUUCGCCGCAUCCUGCACGCUCAUGGCCUUGGCCUCCCGGGACACCGAAGUUCUGUCUCCGUUGAUAUUCCUGGCGCUGUCCCUGAAUGGGUUUGCUGGCAUCUGCCUAACGUUUACCUCACUUACCCUGCCCAACAUGUUUGGGAAUUUGCGCUCCACCUUCAUGGCACUCAUGAUUGGUUCCUACGCAUCUUCCGCCAUCACCUUCCCUGGAAUCAAGCUGAUCUACGAUGCUGGCGUAUCCUUCAUGGUCAUCAUGUUCACUUGGUCUGGCCUGGCCUGUCUUAUCUUUCUGAACUGUGCUCUCAACUGGCCUGCAGAAGCCUUUCCUGCCCCUGAGGAAGUUGAUUACACGAAGAAGAUCAAACUCAUUGGGUUAGCCUUGGACCACAAGGUCACAGGUGACCGCUUCUAUACCCACGUAACCAUCGUGGGUCAGCGACUGAGUCAGAAGGCUCCCAGCCUGGAGGAGGGGUCUGACACCUUUAUUUCAUCUCCAGACAUCCCUGGCACCUCAGAGAAGCACCCCGAGAAGUCUGUCCCUUUUCGAAAGAGCCUGUGCUCCCCCAUUUUCCUGUGGAGCCUCAUCACCAUGGGCAUGACCCAGCUGCGGGUCAUGUUCUACAUGGCCGCCAUGAACAAGAUACUGGAGUUCUUUGUGACCGGUGGCCAGGAAUUUGAGACGACUGAGCAGAGACAGAUGGUGGAAGGGAUAGUGGAGUUCUACUCCUCCGUCUUUGGAGUCAUGCAGCUGCUGUGUCUCCUCACCUGCCCCCUCAUUGGCUACAUCAUGGACUGGCGCAUCAAGGAUUGCGUGGAUGCUCCUGCCAAGGGUGCCGCGAACGAGAGUGCUUCCUUUGGAGAUGCCAGAGAUGGGGCUACCACCAAGGCCAGCAGACUGCGCUACUGUAAGGUCCAAAAGCUCACCAACGCCAUCAAUGCCUUCACCCUGACCAACCUUCUGCUUGUGGGUUUUGGCAUCAUCUGCCUCAUCAGCAACCUACAGCUGCAGUUGGUGGCUUUUGUCCUGCACACCAUGGUUCGUGGCUUCUUCCACUCGGCCUGUGGAGGUCUCUACGCUGCAGUGUUCCCGUCCAAGCAUUUUGGGACCCUGACGGGCCUUCAGUCCCUCGUCAGUGCCCUGUUUGCUCUGCUGCAGCCGCUGCUCUUCAUGGCCACCGUGGGACCCUUGCACGGAGAUCCCUUCUGGGUGCAUCUGGGCCUCCUGAUUCUCUCCUUCCUGGGAUUUCUCCUACCUUCCUACCUCUUCUACUACCGGGCCCGUCUGCAGAGAGAGUAUGCCACCAAUUUGCCGGUCCCGCAGAAGAUGCUCAGUGCUUCGAAGGUGGCUAUGUAGACUCCCGAGCCCCGGUGACUUGGAGGACAGGCAACCGAGGCCUGAUAAGGCAAAGGGAACACCCUGGUGGCUUUCUGCCUACAUCCUGUGCAUGGAGCUAAGGGCCGUGGAUUUAUAAAUACUGAGAUUUCUAUUUUUGUAGGGACUUGCAAAAAGGGAAACAAAACAAAACCAAGCCCUAAAACAACAACAAAAAACCAGCCCUUAGAAACUAUUUUUAUUUUUAUUAACUGUUUAUUAACUGAAGACCAUGCCUAUUCCAGUGGUGCUGGGCCAUCUUCUUGGACCAGAGGAAACCAGAGUUUGAAGCUGCCCUUUCCCCACACUUGUCCUAAGACUCAUGGGAUCAGUGAACAGCCUCCCCUGAGGUUCCAGCUGCCACAUGUGCACAUAUUAUGGCAACCUUUCCUGAGGAAGAGGGUAUGAGGUGCUGGCUGUACCCAUGAUGGGGUGUGGGGCUGGAGGGCAGGUUCCCUCCCUGGUGCUGCUUCUUACAAGUCUUAGGAAAUAAAAGGGAAAUCAAA
This is a messenger RNA of Meriones unguiculatus (Mongolian gerbil), 2549 nucleotides long. It is a transcript of the gene Slc43a1, whose product is annotated as solute carrier family 43 member 1. The record is from RefSeq and is a predicted model, not a curated record. The coding region runs from base 553 to 2025 and encodes 490 amino acids. Gene Ontology annotation, molecular function: L-amino acid transmembrane transporter activity; neutral L-amino acid transmembrane transporter activity. Gene Ontology annotation, biological process: neutral amino acid transport; transmembrane transport. The transcript is spliced from 15 exons. NCBI's taxonomy places the organism in Eukaryota, Metazoa, Chordata, Mammalia, Rodentia, Muridae.